AUGGCAGCCUCCGCAGGACGCACUGACAUUAUAGACAUCUUGUUGGGCUUAGGAGUCGACGUCAAUGCACGAGACGAGAAUGAGAGAACACCGUUAAUGGAGGCGUGCCAUUUUGGUCAACUAUGCGUAGUCAUACAUCUGGUGGACAACGGGGCUCAUGUAAAUACAAAGGAUAAGUCUGGGAAUACACCGCUGUUGGAGGCUUCUACAAAUGGUCACGACGACAUAGCGAAAUAUUUGAUCAAAAUCGGUGCAGAUAUCAACGCGAAAGACGCACUUGAAGAAACAUCGUUGUGGAAAGCCUGUUCAAACGGUCAUUUUUGUGUAGCAAAAUGCCUCGUAGACGCUGGAGCCGAUGUAAAUGCAAAAAAUAUGCGUAAAAGAACACCGAUAUGUGAAGCUGCAUCAAAAGGAAAGGUCGAUUUAGUAAGAUACCUGGCGGAAAAGGGAGCCGAUAUAAAUGCCAGCGAUGAUAUGGAGGAAACGCCGUUAUACAAAGCCUGUUCGGUUGGUUACCUCAACGUCGUCAGGUGCUUGCUAGAAAAACAGGCUGUUUUCCACACGAUGGGCGGCAAAGCGAGAACAGCACUUUUGGAAGCAGCUUUGAAUGGUCACUGUGAUGUCGUAACUUUUUUGACGGAAAAGAAGGCUGAAAUUGAUGUGGAAGAUGAAAACGGGAUAUCACCGUUACUCUGUGCAAUUCGCUUGGGAAAUUACAGUGUAAUUGAAAGCCUAAUAAAAAAUGGAGCAGAUAUCAACAGAAAAAAUAAAUACGGACGAACACCACUGAUUGAAGCCUCUUCAAAUGCGCAUAUUGCCAUCGUCAAAAACCUGGUAAAACUAGGAGCAAACGUUAAUGAAACGGACAAACGAGGGAGAACAGCUCUAUUUGAAGCUUCUAGAUAUGGAUGCUUCGACGUAGUUUUAUUCUUGACCAAAGUUGGAGCUGACCCAAAUAAACGUGAAGAAACUGGGGUAAGAACAGUCACAAGAGUUCUUCGGUCUUAA
Messenger RNA from Enterobius vermicularis (human pinworm), 1008 nucleotides. Lineage: Eukaryota; Metazoa; Nematoda; Chromadorea; Rhabditida; Oxyuridae. The record is from the annotation of a GenBank genome assembly.